GCCAGCCUGCUCGCCCUACUUGUUGGGAGCCAGCCGCACGGAGCGCAGUGGCGCUGGCUCUGCGGAGGAUUGCAUUGCUGGGGACGGUAAGGGGAGAAAUAACGGGCAGCCCUCGGAGGAAAAGGCGAGGCUGCCAGGGCUGCUGCUGCUCUUCAUGACUCAGCCCAAGUCGUGCUCUCAUUUCCAAAGGGAGCAGUGUCCGGGAAGCCACACCUCUGUCUCUUGAAAGACAGAAAAUUGCACGGCGCCUAGUUGCGAAGCACAUACAUCACAAACUUACUUUUCCCUUAGGCCUUGCGAAACGUCCACGUGCCCGGAGUUGUUGCUGAUCUGCGUGCUUGUCUAUGCGGGAGUAAGUCUUGUUUGACUUAAUAGGGCUUACAUCUGAGUAGACCUGCCUAGGAUUAAAGGCAGGAUUGUUAAACACUGUAGUCUGAUUUAGUACAGGCUUAGUUGUGUGGAAAGGGGGAGCUUUUCCUCUUCCCUCGAGAUUCCAUUUCCUUUAGUGUGUUUUAUUGAAUUGUACAGUGCUGUUCUUCAAUUUCUGUAAAGUGCUUAGAAAAGCCAAGUUGUUUCAUAAGUGAUACACUGAUGAUAAUAGUGCCUCAUGGUUAAUUUGUUAUUCUUGUAAUUCCAUCAUUAUAGGACCACAGUUUAUUUUUAGUGCUACAGUUUAAUUGUAACAGACAAUUAUAGAUUUUUUCCCUACAAAUGGUCUACAAUUGUCUGCUCUGUUCUUUUUCCUAGUGAAACUGAUGUAUCACCUGGCAGAGUCUGCUCUGAAUGUCUGCAAACCAUCCUCCUCCAUGCAAACAUUUAUUUAUCUAUUUAAAAUGUUUUUAUGAUGACUAGAACAUGCUGACUAGAACAACCAGUAACUGUUUUUUUUCUUUCCCUCCCCAACACAUUUCUUUAUUAGAUUUAUGUCCUGCCUAUUUUCUUGUUUAAAGAACUCGGAAUGGCUUAUAUCAUGCUCCUCAUAACAAAAAGCCUGUGACAUAGGUUGGGUUGAGUCUGUAACUGGCCAAAGUGACCCAGUUGGGUCCAUGGCUGAGUGGGGACUAGAACCCAGAUUGCCUGAGUUCCAGUUCCAAGAAUAAUUGCAAUUUUCUUAUUGAUACUUACUGCCAAACACAGGUCAUUUCAUCCCAGAAUGUUAGAAAUGUUUACAUUUUGCAAUAAUACACAAUACAGUUGGUUUUUUGAUCUGUUGAAAUUGAGUUAGCUUUGGAUAUAAAAACAGCAGCGCUACCUUGUGGCAGAAGAGAGUUAUUGUUGCUUUUGUUCAUAAAAGGUUUCAGAUUAGGAAUCCAAUCAUUUUGCCAUGAUUAUUAACACACGCUAGGAGUUUGUACAGAGUUAUGCAGAAGUCACUGAGCAUGAUGAUCUUGACUAUGAUAGUGUAGUCCUUCUGUAUAUAAAACUGAAUAUGUUGUGUAUUUGGGCAACUGGAAUUUGGUGUGUAUAUUACUAGAAAGAAAAUAAUAUCACUAGUGCUAUUUUCUCAUUACCAGUGAAAGAAGCAUUGCUGUGCUUGAUUUGUAACUCAGAUUGUCAUAGAACUGCCAAGCAUGCUCAGACCUCAUGAUCCUUUAGCCAGAAAUCAAGAACCUCUCACAGCAAGGAGGAGAGCAUACAUAGGUUGGAAAAGCAGCAACUACAAGCAGCCUUGAGUGGAGAACACCAUGUGUGGCAUUUGGGCCCUUUUUGGAAGUGAUGGAUGCCUCUCUGUGCAGUGCCUGUGUGCUAUGAAAAUAGCCCACAGAGGCCCCGACGCUUUUCGCUUUGAGAAUGUCAAUGGAUUCACCAAUUGCUGUUUUGGCUUCCAUCGUCUGGCAAUUGUUGAUCAGCUCUAUGGAAUGCAACCUCUGAGGGUGAAAAAGUUUCCCUACCUCUGGCUGUGUUACAACGGAGAAAUCUAUAACUACAGAGAGCUGCAGAAACAGUUUGAGUUUGAUUACCAGACCUUAGUGGAUGGGGAGGUAAUUCUUCAUCUUUACAACAAAAGAGGAAUAGAGGAAACAGCUUCCAUGCUAGAUGGUGUAUUUGCAUUCAUUUUGCUUGACACUGCAAAUAGAAAAGUCUUCCUGGGAAGAGAUACAUAUGGAGUCAGACCAUUGUUUAAGGUCCUGACAGAUGAUGGAUUCUUGGGUGUUUGCUCUGAGGCCAAAGGUCUUAUCAACUUGAAGCACAACAUGUCCUUCGCACCCAAAGUGGACCCUUUCCCUCCGGGUCACUACGAAGUGUUGGAUUUGAAGCCAAGCGGCAAAGUCGGAUCAGUGGAAGUGGUAAAAUUUCACAGCCCAAAAGAGGAACCUCUGCAUGCUGCGUACAGUGCAGUACAAAAUCUACCCUCAGGUGUUGAUGUGGAAACUGUGAAAAGCAACAUUCGACUGUUGUUUGAAAAUGCCGUUAGGAAACGUUUGAUGUCUCACAGAAGAAUUGGAUGUCUUCUCUCAGGUGGCUUGGACUCAAGCUUGGUUGCUGCAAUGCUUGUCAGACUGAUGAAAGAACAAAAAUUUCCUUACACUUUGCAAACUUUUGCUAUCGGCAUGGAAGACAGUCCUGACCUGCUGGCCGCAAGAAAGGUGGCAGCUCACAUCGGAACUGAACAUCAUGAGGUCAUUUUUAAUGCUGAAGAAGGGAUCCAGGCACUCGAAGAAGUGAUAUUUUCCUUGGAAACAUAUGAUAUCACAACUGUACGAGCUUCAGUGGGUAUGUACCUGGUCUCCCAGUACAUCAGAAAGAAAUCAGACAGUGUGGUCAUUUUCUCAGGAGAAGGUUCAGAUGAGCUGACACAAGGAUAUAUCUAUUUUCAUAAGGCACCCACGGCUGAAGAGGCUGCAGAGGAAAGUGAGAGACUCCUUAGAGAGCUUUACCUGUUUGAUGUUCUCCGUGCCGACAGGACAACGGCUGCCCAUGGUCUUGAACUGAGAGUUCCAUUUUUGGAUCAUCAGUUUACUUCCUAUUAUCUGUCUCUUCCAGCAGAACUCAGAACACCAAAGAAUGGAAUUGAGAAACAUCUCUUAAGGGAAGCCUUUGAGGAUACUAACUUACUGCCUAAGGAGAUACUCUGGAGACCCAAAGAAGCCUUCAGUGAUGGUUUGACUUCUAUCAAGAAAUCUUGGUUCUCAAUACUCCAAGACUAUAUUGAUGUUCAGGUGGACAGUCUCCUGUUGGAGAAGGCAGCAGAGAAGUUUCCCUUCAAUCCACCCAAAACAAAAGAAGGUUACUACUACCGCCAGAUCUUUGAGAAGCACUAUCCAGGGCGUUCUGAUUGGCUACCUCACUACUGGAUGCCAAGAUGGAUCAAGGCCACCGAUCCAUCUGCCCGCACAUUGAAGCAUUACAAGUCAGCAACAAAAGAAUAGACAUUUCUCUGCAAGUGCGUGUUGAUACGUAGAUCUUUUGGCCUUAAAGGGAAAGCAAGAAAAUGAAACUUUAAAAAAUUAAAAGAGAUCUAUUUAAUUCCUUUUAGAAAAAAUAUCUCUGUUUCUGAUUCUUAAUCUGCAAAAGAUGAGAGUUCCUGUUGUGUUUAAGCUGUACUUUACAACCAGUACUUUCUAAAAUUAAUCUUAUUAAAAUCAGUGGGACCACACCAUGACUCUGCUGUUGACACAGCCUUUGCAGUUAGCCUGCUUAAAUCCCACUCUGGUCUAAUCCCACUGAGGUUUAAGCAGCCCAACAGUGCUCAGGAGUCCAGCCUUGAACUGCAGUUGCCCUACUGUUGCAGGGCUUGCUACAUGUUAAAGGCUUAAUACUUUGGCUGUAUCUGGUUACUUCUGUGCUUCCAUUCUAGGCUCUUGAGUGUGAAACCUGGACUUCAGAUUGCUAGCAGUAAACUUAUGCGCUGGUGAUUUCACUGUCAAGUGCUUGGAAAAUGUGUGUGAGAUCCUUUAGGACAGCAGGCUGGUUCAUGUGGUCCAAGUGCCUUCUCAUGAUGUGUACCAAGCACAGAGAGGUGACUCCAUCAGCUUGCAAUUCCCAUUCUUAUGGUCUUAAGUUAGGCACAUCCCCUUUCUGCAUUGUUUUGAGAAGUUUCUAUUUUAAAAAAUCUUGCAGAAAAUUCUGUACACACCUUUGUGUACAUUUCAGCCAAUGCACCUAUUUUUGCAAGCAGUUUUGCCCCAAAUAAUGUUAUUUGAUGUUAUUUUAGUAAUAUAUGCAUUCUUGCUGUGCUUAUUACUGUAAUGUGUACUUUUUGGUACAUAAUUUUCUAUUGGAAAACUCCCCCUCCCCAAAUUUUGAGAAAUGCAAAGGUUGAAGGAUAAUGGAACUUGGUUUGCAAAUAGCUUUGAGAGUACAAAAUUAAUACAAGUCUGUAUUAAAAUGUGAAACAAA
Messenger RNA from Varanus komodoensis (Komodo dragon), 4341 nucleotides. It is a transcript of the gene ASNS, whose product is annotated as asparagine synthetase (glutamine-hydrolyzing). NCBI's taxonomy places the organism in Eukaryota, Metazoa, Chordata, Lepidosauria, Squamata, Varanidae. Bases 1686 to 3371 code for a protein of 561 amino acids. Gene Ontology annotation, cellular component: cytosol. The record is from RefSeq and is a predicted model, not a curated record. The transcript has 12 exons. Gene Ontology annotation, molecular function: asparagine synthase (glutamine-hydrolyzing) activity.